CUACCGGCGCAUUUCCAACCAUGAAAAAUAAGAAAAAUAAACCCCUCAAAUUAAAGCAAACUGCUCCGCCCGUGAUGACUCAUAUUCUCAAGCAUCCAGCUCCUGCAAUUCAGCCAGCUUCAAAAAAAGCCAACAGUACUAAAGAUGAUGCUGAAAAUAAUGCAUCAAACCCCCCAAAAGGAAAACACGCCUUAUUACCCACCACAAAAGAGGUACCCAAAGACCAUUCUGCAGAACCAACUGACAAGCAGCCAUCAAAUAAAAAACACAAAAAAGUUCCGACUUCAAAGGUCACCAAAUCUGCUGAGGUCAAGAGUCAUGAUUCCUCUUCAGGGUCAGGGGGAAGGCACCCAGUCCAUUGACGGACACACUACAGUUGUGAAUGCGACAACCCUAAUUUUCACUGCUGACGAAGAGCGUGCAAGUAGAGCAGGAUCAGCUUCCUCAAAUCAAACUUUACCCCCAUUGACAAAGUCGGCCCCAGAGUUAAGACAACCAUCUGAUACUAAACACGUGGCCCCACUAGACACCAAAUCGGAAGAAAACAUUCCACUUUCGAGAAGUAAGGAGCUGCCAAGCCCAGACGCUCCUGCAACAAUAGACAAAAAAGUUCCAAAAAAUUUACCAAAGACAAAUCCGCCGCACACGAAAUCAAAUAAGUUGUCCAAAGUUGCACCACAAUCCAAGAAGGAGGCAUCGUUUCCAUCUGCUACAGUUCUUCCUGCUCCUACAAAACCAGUAGUAAAAGAGGAACCGAAUGUAAAAUUGACCAACAAAAACAAUGAUUAUUACGAAGAAGAAGCACCCACUACAGACGUUAGCAAAUCAGCUUAUCGACCCACUGAUGACAAGCGUCCUCCAAUCAAUCAAGAAACUGUGAAGGACAACAAUUUUUGGGGCUUUACGUCUACACGACAUAUCGCACAAAAGCCAGAGAUUCGAGUGCCGCGCGUCUACUCUUUGGACCUCGCGAGCAAUCCGAAAGCCAAGGAGACUCUCAUUGAAGAAAGUGAAGAUGUCGUGACGACUGUGGUACCAGAAGCGUCGUUGCACUCGCACACAAUUCCUGACCCGUACAACACUGUCCCAUUGCCGGACGCUAUGUCGAAGGACGUGGUAAAAAACAUGAUAGAUGAGAAAGAAAAGGGGGAUGAAGGGGAGGAGUCUUUGGUGAAGAUGCCAAUCAAAGCUACGCCAUACACUAAGGAACCACCUCAUGGACUGAGGACCUUAUUUCCUCCCAAUCUGGCGAAAGCAGUUGCAAAGAAUCAGUCUCAAGUUCAGCAACUGAAAGUUGACUCUGUGGUAAAUAAGGCUGCCCGUGUUGAGUAUGAGAUUUAUCAGGAUGACUACCGCAACCCAAAGUACCGAUUCUUUAAGAAAUACAAAGAGAAAGUUACUGCAGAAGAUGUGAAGGAAAAGGAAAAUUGGGUUCCGUGGGCCAAUUGUUUCGACAAUAAAAAGCAGGAAAAGAAAUUCCACAUAGACAAGAAACUGGGAGCGUUGGAAGAGGUGCAAGAGUUCAGAAAGGCCAAGAAACAGGAACAGAUUGACCAAUACGGAAAGGGUCCCAUUUUUAAUAGGAUCGUGUCAUGUCUUUGUGGUGAAGAUAACGAAGCUGGGUAUCAAGUGCCAGGUUACAAACCUCCAGAAUUGGAGGAGGACGAAGAUGACCUUCAGCAUUUCAUGGAGGCGCCACAUUAUAAAGAAAAGCGCAGAAGUUACUGACUGACAUGUAUUUUUAUAUUCUUAUGUUGCCCGUUAUUGAUUAAGUUACAAACAAAAUUAUCAGUUGUAAUAUCAAACGAACAAUAAACAAUCUCAGUCAAAUUCUG
Molecule: messenger RNA, 1835 nt
Organism: Folsomia candida
Lineage: Eukaryota; Metazoa; Arthropoda; Collembola; Entomobryomorpha; Isotomidae
Exons: 6
Coding region: 145-1728 (527 amino acids)
Source: RefSeq, a predicted model, not a curated record